AUGUGUUGUCAUCUGACAAAAGAAGACGCCCAAUGCACUGCUCUAUACGACGACAGCUUCGCCAGUUGCGAGAGCAUGUUCCGCGACUCAGCUCCACGUAAAAGUAUUUGGGCAAUCGGAAUCCUCUCUUUGCUUGGUGCUGUGUUUGUAAUUGUGUGGCGUCUAAUCUUUAAAGAGAGAAACGUAGUCCAGCUUAUCAUGUUAAUGCACUUAGCGGUUGGGGAUUGCUUGAUGGGCAUUUACUUGGUCACCUUAGGUGCCAAAGACCUGUUAUGGUCGGGAAGUUACUAUCUGCAUGACUUCCAGUGGCGAUCCGGUUUGUCGUGUCAGGUUAUAGGUGCGAUCUCAGUGCUGUCCAGUGAGGUGUCUGUAAUGAUACUGGCGCUAAUUUCCGCUGACAGGCUGAAGAACAUCGUUUUCCCAUACCAUGGCAGAGGGCUGACUCGCAGGAAGGCACACAUUCUGUGCGCGAUUAUUUGGGUCCUUGGUUUUGUCAUCGCAUUCCUUCCCCUCACUGGCAUUGGCUUUUUUUGUGACGCCCUAGAGCGCCCUGCCUACUACGGACGUUCCGUAGUGUGCCUCCCACUGCAACUGUCCAACAGGUUUCCAGCUGGUUGGGAGUUCUCCAUCGCUAUCUUUGUCGGGUUAAACUUCCUCCUCUUCCUGUUCAUGACGGUGGCCUAUGUCGCAAUUUUCCUUAAAAGUUAUCGCUCCAGCCGUCAGCUUGCAAGGGAGGGAACCCGACGAGAGGUGCAGGCAAGAAAGAAGAACGCAAGUUCCAGAAGGGAGAGAGCAUUGGCCAAAAGAGUCUUCUUUAUCAUCCUCACAGAUUGCGCCUGUUGGAUGCCGAUAAUAGUCAUGGGCAUCAGGUCUUUGGUUGAAAAAGAUUACAGUCCCCGAGGAGAUCUUCCUGCCUGGAUCGCCGUGUUUGUGCUGCCAAUUAACUCAGCCUUGAAUCCAAUUAUCUACACGCUAUCAACCCCUCAGGUAUGUCAGGGACGUAAAUUAGUAAAGUGCAAUCGACGUAUUACUCCACCGUGUUUAUGCGUUAAUUACGUAUUCUCGCGGAAUGCUUAAAAGUGGUAAUGAAAGAUAUACUUCGUAGGCUUCCUAGGAAAAAACUUUAUCGUGGAAUUAUCGUCCAGUGGGAGAAUUUGUUCAUAAAAGAAAGAAGUGGGUAGCUUAUCAAAUGUUGCGAUUGCAAAUGACAUUGAAUUUCAAAAUGAUUUUUUUCACACAAAAAUCUCCCGCUCCUUGAAAAAUAUUAUUACAAAUAUCUGCACAUGAAAUUUCUGAAAGCUACUUGAACAAUUUCUCAUAGUUCAUGUUGAAGCAUUUUGAAAAUAUCAGAACUCGAUAAAUGGCCAUGCAACUUAACAGGCUGAUUCUAGCAACCGGCUCUCCUUGUGUUUAAAUUGUAUGAUAAGUUUUAUCACUGUUUAUGAAAGUUACAUUUGUAAACUCUCUAUCAUAUUCUUUCUUAAUUUAUACAGAUUUAAUGAAAUAUUCACAUUUCAUUCCCCUAAUAGGUGCAGGGCAUAUUGCGACCUAAACUGCGAGUUUUGAUGAACCAUGUGCGCAGCUUUUUCUCUUGCUGUAAAAAACAACAAGAUCAUCAA
Molecule: messenger RNA, 1619 nt
Organism: Pocillopora meandrina
Lineage: Eukaryota; Metazoa; Cnidaria; Anthozoa; Scleractinia; Pocilloporidae
Source: the annotation of a GenBank genome assembly